AUGCUCGUCGUCAGGAGAAGAGGCUUCCUCACUUUGUUUCCCGCCGCGGCGAUCCUGCUGUUCUUGGUCUUUUAUCUCCGCCCGGAUGUCGUGACGCUACCACGGCUAGAGGAUGGAGGGCGGCCCGGUGCUGGUCGGGAAGAUUCCUUUUGGAGCAAGGUCCCCCUCCAUUAUCCGCCCGACUCUAUCCGGCCGCUACCCACUGGGCUGCCGGUCCAAUACCCCCCCAUCCAGACCACCACAUUCCCCGCAGAGGAGGACCAGGCCGCCCGCGGCCGGCGUGUGCAGCGCCAAAAGGCCGUCCGAGACGUCUUCGCCAAAUGCUGGGCGUCGUACCGCAAGUUGGCAUGGGGCGCCGACGAGCUGACCCCCGUGUCGGGCGGCCGCAAGGACCCCUUUGGAGGAUGGUCCGCCACGCUGGUCGACUCGCUCGACACGCUGUGGAUCAUGGACAUGAAGACCGAGUUCGACGAGGCCGUCGCGGCGGCCGACGGCAUCAACUUCACCCACACGGCCGUGGACAGGGUCAACGUCUUCGAGACCAACAUCCGCUACCUCGGCGGCUUCCUCGCGGCCUUUGACCUGAGCGGCGACAAGCGGCUGCUGGGCAAGGCCACCGAAGUCGGCGACAUGCUGUACAAGGCCUUCGACACGCCCAGCCACAUGCCCAUUACUCGGUGGGACAUGCGCGCCGCCAUCAAGGGCGCUAAGCAGGUCGCCAGUGAAGGCCUCAUCGCCGAAGUGGGCACCCUGUCCAUGGAGUUUACGCGCCUCUCUAUGUUGACGGGCGACCCCAAGUGGUUCGACCUGGCGCAGCGCAUCACCGACGACAUGGCCGCCCAGCAGGACUCGACCGCCGUGCCCGGUCUCUGGCCCCUGAAAGUGAAUGGGCAGAAGAGGAUCUUCAACUCAGGCCCGGACUUCACCCUGGGCGCCAUGGCCGACUCGGCAUAUGAGUACUUGCCCAAGAUGUCGGCCAUGAUGGGCGGGCAGCUGCCCAUGUAUCAGACCAUGUACGAGAAAGCUAUGGACGCGGCUACAAAGCACAACCUGUUCCGCCCCAUGACGCCGACGAAUGAGGACAUUCUUAUCGCGGGGGAUGUCCACGCUAGGGAAAAUGGCAUGGAGUUUGAAGCGCGGGGCCAGCAUCUCACCUGCUUCUUGGGGGGGCUGAUGGCGCUGGGUGGGAGGCUCUAUGGCCGUGAGAAGGAUGUAAUUGCGGGGAGGAAGUUGACUGACGGUUGCGUAUGGACAUACAAGGCGUUUCCCCAGGGUAUCAUGCCCGAGUCGUUCGUCACGGUCUCGUGCCCGGCAGGCGAUGCGUGCGAGUGGGACGAGGGUGUCUGGAAGAAGGAGGUUCUCCGGAAGGCCAACAAAGACACCGACGGUCCAGAGAGCAACGCCGAAGCCGAGGUCAUCAUCAAGAAGCAACGGCUUCCCCAGGGGUUCACCGCCGUCUUUGACCGGGCGUACCUCCUGCGCCCGGAAGCCAUCGAGAGCGUCUUUGUGCUGUACCGCGUCACUGGAAAGGUGGAGCUGCUGGAGGCGGCGUGGGACAUGUUCACGGCCAUCGACAAGGCGACAAGCACCGACCUGGCCAACUCGGCAAUUCGCGACGUCACAUCAACGGAUAAGCCCGAGGCGAAGGACUCGAUGGAGUCGUUCUGGAUGGCCGAGACGCUGAAAUACUUUUAUCUCAUUUUCAGCGAUCCGGAGCUGAUCAACCUCAACGAGUAUGUGCUCAACACGGAGGCCCAUCCCUUCCGGCGGUUGUUGCCCAGCCCAUAG
This is a messenger RNA of Chaetomium globosum CBS 148.51, 1788 nucleotides long. RefSeq lists its product as uncharacterized. The transcript has a single exon. Gene Ontology annotation, biological process: carbohydrate metabolic process; N-glycan processing. The coding region runs from base 1 to 1788 and encodes 595 amino acids. The record is from RefSeq and is a predicted model, not a curated record. Gene Ontology annotation, cellular component: Golgi membrane; endoplasmic reticulum. Gene Ontology annotation, molecular function: mannosyl-oligosaccharide 1,2-alpha-mannosidase activity; calcium ion binding. NCBI's taxonomy places the organism in Eukaryota, Fungi, Ascomycota, Sordariomycetes, Sordariales, Chaetomiaceae.